This is a messenger RNA of Oryzias melastigma (Indian medaka), 917 nucleotides long. It is a transcript of the gene c1d, whose product is annotated as C1D nuclear receptor corepressor. The record is from RefSeq and is a predicted model, not a curated record. NCBI's taxonomy places the organism in Eukaryota, Metazoa, Chordata, Actinopteri, Beloniformes, Adrianichthyidae. Gene Ontology annotation, cellular component: nucleolus; exosome (RNase complex). Gene Ontology annotation, molecular function: RNA binding; DNA binding. Bases 253 to 723 code for a protein of 156 amino acids. The transcript has 5 exons. Gene Ontology annotation, biological process: maturation of 5.8S rRNA; regulation of gene expression.
UUUCCAGUCUUCCCGACGCCAGGGGGCAGUCAUGCACAAACAGGAAACGCUUCUAUCUCCGUCCCCGGAACUUCCGUUUGGGUUUAGCGUGUGGACCACACGCAGGUCGAAGGUUUCUUUAUUUUUAAAUAUUCGAAAAGUUCCUGGAAUAACUCAGACGGCUUCUGCUGUACCGCUAUAAACACGAACGUUUAGCUCAGCCGUUUCCUGCUGCAGUGACGGAGCCGCGGGUUCGAUUCCCGCUCCUGGACGAUGGCGUCCAGCGGCAACAUAGAGGAAUACCCGCAUGAGAUCGACGAGCAGCUGCGGAGCUUCGACUCGUCCGUGACGGCCGUGAAGAGCAUGCUGGACAGACUGAUGUCGAUGUCCAGAAACGAGCUGCUGCAGAAGCUGGAUCCUUUGGACCAGGCCAAACUGGACCUGAUGUCUGCAUACACCCUAAACUCCCUGUUCUGGGUGUAUCUGGUGACUCGAGGAGUUAACCCCAGAGAACACGGCAUCAAACAGGAACUGGAGCGAAUCCGCACGUACAUGAACCGAGUCAAGGAGAUCACGGACAAGAAGAAAGCGGCGCGCCUGGAUAAGGGCGCCACCUCCCGCUUCAUCAGGAGCGCUCUGUACGAGCCGGACGACAAAGACUCCCGGAAGAAGAAGGAGUCGAAUAAACCAGCGGAUCCCACGGCAGAAGAGCCGCCUCCAAAACGACAAAAGCAGAGGAAGUGAAGGAGGAAGUGCCUGCUCCCAUGGCAACAGGCACUUCCUGUCGAGGAGACGGGCUGCAGCUCAGCUGGACUCUGAAGAGAAUCCUCAGAAAACUUCGUGGACACAAAUGGGAUUCCAUCAAUCACAUUUUAUUUUACUCUAGUGUUGACUUUUGUGAAGGUUUUUUCAAAAUAAAAGACGAGCUGAAGACCUCA